This is a messenger RNA of Physcomitrium patens, 2212 nucleotides long. The record is from RefSeq and is a predicted model, not a curated record. NCBI's taxonomy places the organism in Eukaryota, Viridiplantae, Streptophyta, Bryopsida, Funariales, Funariaceae.
CCGUAUUGAAUCGGUGGUGACGCGCUCGUGUGGGGGAGAAAUCGAUAUCGGGGAGUGCACGAGGAGGGGAUCCUGAGGAAGGGGGGGCGCCACUUGGCCUUUGUGCGCUGCUCGUGACAGUGUUGUUGUGCCCUCAGGGAUUUUGUUGCGGGUACCACCUGCAAGACAGCCCACGGAACUAUCCGACGUGAGUGCGACGUGCUCCACUUGAGAGCUACAGCACCUUAUUACGAAUAACUAGUGUUGUGUUUGCCUUGGCCCAAUAAGAGCCCUCCCGCGACUUGCUAUUUUUAGCUCGCGUAUCAGUUUCUCGUCGCUUUGACGUCGCGUUUCUCGGAGACAGUGGUUGUUGUGGCUGGUCUUUUGGAGCUGUGGCUGCAUUGGGAUGCAUUCGUUGUUCGCUCGGUUUUUUUGUGUCUUCUUUAUUUGGGUUGGAGAGAUCGCAGUGUGGGAGUUGUUCGUUCCAGGCGGAUGCAGAAGCUUGUCUAUGAGAGGUGGUUGAUAAGAGGAGGUCGACGUUGGAGCAAGGCAAGGACUGAGAGUGACGCUGUUCUCUCGGUUCUACGUUGUUGUUGACAUUUCGCUCCCCGUUGCUUUAGCGGCGCGAAGCUUCGUCUACAUUGCAUCUUUGACAUAGUUUUGAACGGCUCACAAAAAAGAAAAAAGAAAAGGAUUCAGAGAGCUGAGCUUGUGGAGUGAGCAUCAAUGGGUAGCCUGGGAUUGGCUCUGCCUGUUGGUCCCACUUCGCCUGUUUUCCGACGCCGAAGCCCAAGACCAUACCGGAUGAAUAAUUUUGGAGGUGUUGAUUGGGCAAGUAUGCAGCCUCGGUUGUUCUUUGUUAGCAAGGUGCUUCUGGUAGUGUUGCUGACUGCCAUUUGCAUGCGUGCCUUACGCCAGUCUCCUUCUUUCACUGGUCUGAGCAAGUUUGCGACGCAUGAGAGAGGAGUGACUCAUGUGCUGGUGACAGGAGGGGCCGGAUUCAUUGGUUCGCAUGCCGCAUUGCGCCUGCUGGAAGAUGGACACCGUGUGACUAUUGUUGAUAAUCUGUCCCGUGGUAACAUGGGAGCGGUGGAGCAAUUGCAAGCCUUGUUUCCAGAACCGGGCAGGUUGCAGUUCAUUUACUGCGAUCUCGGUGACAGCAAACGCGUCAACGAGAUUUUUAAGGAGAAUGCCAUAGAUGCUGUGAUGCAUUUUGCGGCCAUUGCAUAUGUGAGCGAAAGCAUGGUCGAUCCUUUGCGGUAUUACCACAACAUCACAUUCAACACGUUGACAGUCUUGGAGGCCAUGAAGACAUAUGGUGUGAAGAAGCUCAUCUACUCAAGCACUUGUGCAACAUAUGGUGAGCCUGAAAUGAUGCCCAUCACCGAAACCACCCCUCAGGUGCCGAUCAACCCCUACGGGAAGGCGAAGAAAAUGUCGGAAGAUCUCAUCCAGGACUUCGCAAAAAAUUCUGACUUUUCUGUGAUGAUCCUGAGAUAUUUCAAUGUCAUUGGUUCAGAUCCAAAGGGCAGGCUUGGCGAAGCUCCACGACCCGAGCUCCGAAAGCAUGCUCGCAUUUCGGGAGCAUGUUUUGACGCUGCGAUGGGGAUUAUCCCUGGAAUACAGGUAAGGGGAAGUGACUACAAUACGACAGACGGCACCUGCAUUCGUGAUUAUAUUCAUGUUACUGACCUGGUGGAUGCCCACGUCAAGGCUCUAGAGAAAGCGAAGAGGGCUGAGGUUUCUGUCUACAACGUCGGCACUGGCAAAGGGAGUUCUGUGAAAGAAUUCGUGGAGGCUUGCAAAUUUGCAACAGGUGUGAACGUUACUGUUACGAUCCUCGAUCGACGACCAGGCGACUAUGCCGAAGUUUACAGCGACCCAUCCAAGAUUCGACGCGAACUGAACUGGGUUGCUCAACAUCUUGACUUGGAAAGUAGUCUAUCCGAUGCAUGGAGAUGGCGCAAACAGCAUCCGAAUGGCUACUCCGUGGCAAUGAUUUAAAGCAUUUGUCUUAUUUAUUUAUUUUUUUCCAUCACUACAGGAAUGUGGAGGGUGACGUCUCAGGUUUAGGUCGGGAUUCAACUUUACAUGGGCGCCCGUGCAUACAGAAGGCUCACAGUCUGCAGCAAGAUUGCGGUAGUAGACUAAAAGCCCUUAGCGUAGAUAGAUAACAUAAAUUUCAUUCUUUCAACUUACUCUUCUGCUGAAUAAAGUCUCGGUAUUCAAGACU